Messenger RNA from Zychaea mexicana, 861 nucleotides. RefSeq lists its product as uncharacterized. The annotation marks the transcript as partial. Lineage: Eukaryota; Fungi; Mucoromycota; Mucoromycetes; Mucorales; Lichtheimiaceae. Gene Ontology annotation, molecular function: DNA binding. The transcript has a single exon. Gene Ontology annotation, biological process: DNA recombination; DNA integration. The record is from RefSeq and is a predicted model, not a curated record.
CUGCUUGCCAAAACUACUACAAACGAAUCAUACCUACCCGGCCAGCUCCGUUUUGUCGCUUGGUGUCAGCAUCAUGUCAUCAAUCCCAAUCAUUUUGUCGUUGAAGAACUGAUCAAUUUUUUGACGACAUUACACGAGGAGGGUUUUCAACUUUCUACCAUCAAGCUUUCUCGUUCUGCAGUGCUUGUUUUUCAUGUCACAGCGAUACAGUUUCGGGGCCAUCCAGGUAUUUGCAAGCUUUUUCGUCAUUGGGCAGGUCAAGCACCUCCUCGGCCUUUGGAGCUACCUGUCUUCGAUAUUACACCUACGUUACGGUACUUGGCCACAAUUGAUUCUUCGCAAGUCACAAAAUUGUCUGUGCUUAAUAGCAAAACUGCUUUUUUGCUGGUAAUGGCUGCCUUUCUGCGCCUGUCAGACUUGCAUCGUAUCCAGCUGUCGCAGUCCCGCAUGCUUUCGGAUAGCUUGCUUUCGUUGACAAUUGUCUCCCCCAAGGAACGUCGUGGAGGUCGACGCAUCAUUAAAACUUUGUUGAUCCAUCCUUUGGUGGACAACCGCUCCCUGUGUGCGGUGCUAGCAUUUAAGGUGCUUCGCGAUCACCCUGGUGCUUCUGCUCGUCCUCCCGAGGUGUUAUUUGUCAACAGUGUCAAGGUAGAGUCCCCUUUGUCCUGUGCAACCAUUGGUGCUUGGCUUCAUCGUCUACUUGGUCGUUCUGCCCCUGUAGCUUCGUCGUCUGGUGUUCCCUCGGUACGGUCGAUUGCUUCCGAUCUGGCUCUAAAGCGUGGCGCGUCACUCGACGAUAUCAUCACGAUAGGCAAUUGGUCAUCUAGCACAGUUUUUGAUCAAUACUAUAGACGAUCUUGA